GUUUCUGUGUUAAUAUGAAUCUAUUACAAGUAAAUAUAAUUUGCAAAGACUAAUGAUGUUGAAGAUAUGUUCACAGACAAGCUAGUGAUAGGAAGCAUACAGAACAAGAGAGACUCAAUCCUGUGAGAUGUUGGCAGUGUUGGUGGGAUCGCUGGGAGUGAGUGGGGCUCUGUACCUGCUACUGCGGCUCUUCUGGCCGGGAUGGUACUUGGACUGGAUCUACCGACGCAAUAGCCUGCGACUUGGUGCUGUCCUUAUGGGUUAUUUAGAGCAAGAGAAAUAUCUCAUUGACAUAUUUGAAGAGCAGGUCAAGCGCGGGCCUAAGAAGGCCCUGAUCAUAUUUCAAGACAGAAAAUACAGCUACGAGUAUUUCGAUCAGAAGAGCAGCCAGGCUGGGCGGGCAGGCAUCGAAAUUGGUCUCAAACCAGGGUCCACUGUGGCCAUCAUGAUCUACAAUGAACCAGAAUUUGUCUGGACAUACCUUGGAUUCAUGAAAGUUGGCUACCAGACUGCAUGUAUAAACUACAACUUGCGGUCCAAGUCUUUAGCCCACUCGAUCAAUGCCAGUGGAGCAAAUGUUCUCAUUCUGGGUCAAGGACCAGAGCUCCAUCAAGCCAUCCAGGAGAUCCUGCCUGACAUCUCCGGUGUCACAGUGUACAUUCAAGGCCCGCUUUCAGAGCCCAAACCUGUCACUUUCCUGUCAUUUGACCUUGUCAUGAACAACCUAUCUGAUGCCCCUAUUGACAGAUCGAUCAGGAAGCAUAUCACACCAUUCAGCACCAACGUACUCAUUUACACUUCGGGAACAACAGGUCUGCCCAAGCCUGCAAUUCGUGACCACCAGAGUUGUGUAAAGUCUGCAUUGUCCGGGAGGCAGCGUUGUCAGAUGGUAGCUGGGGAUGUCUUGUAUGAAGUACUGCCUUUGUAUCACUCUUCGGCUCUCAUAGUGGGCUUUGGGACGGUGCUCUCUAGCGGUGCUACAAUGGUCCUGAGAGACAAGUUUUCCGCGAAACAUUUCUGGGAAGACUGUCGCAAGUAUGAUGUGACUGUCAUCCAGUAUAUUGGCGAGGUCUGCAGAUACCUCGUUGCUCAACCAAAGAAUAAGCUAGAUGGUCAACACAAAGUGAGGGUUGCAGUUGGAAAUGGUUUACGUCAGGACAUCUGGACGGAGUUUCAGUCGCGCUUCAAUAUUCCCCGCAUUAUAGAGUUCUACGGAGCUACUGAAAACCCUUCUGGCUUUGUCAACCUCACUAACAAAGAAGGGGCCUGCGGACGGGCAUCGCCAUACCUGAGGCAGUUCAGCCCCGUGGCCUUUGUCAAGUGGGACAUUGAGGCCCAGGCCCCCUUCAGAAAUAGACAGGGAUUCUGUGUGCCUGUUGGGCCAGAUGCAGUUGGCCUGUUGAUUGUGCCAAUAUCAGAAGAGCGCUUUUCCUUCCAGGGCUACCGGGGCCCUAAGGAGGACACAGAGAAGAAAAUUCUGCGUGAUGUGUUUGAGAAGGGAGACCAGUACUUCAACAGCGGAGAUUUAAUGCGGAUAGAUAAGGAAUACUACUUGUAUUUUAAUGACCGUGUUGGUGACACUUUCAGAUGGAAAGGUGAAAAUGUGUCGACAACUGAAGUAAGCAACAUCCUUACCAGCCUCGAUUUUAUACAUGAUGCCAAUGUAUAUGGUGUUGCCAUUCCAGGCACAGAUGGCAGGGCAGGUAUGGUGUCCUUUCACAUGACAGAUGAGGGAGCGACCAGUCUCAGCCCUACCAUGUUGACUCAGAUCUCCCGCCAUGUGAACAAGAUGCUGCCCGGAUACGCCAGGCCAAGGUUUUUGCGAGUCCAGCCCCAGCUCCAGCUCACCUCUACCUUCAAGCAGCUGAAGGCCAUUCUAGUACGGGAAGGGUUCGAUCCCAUUCAGGUCCGCGACCCCCUUUACUUCCUGGACCCUGCCACCCAGGCCUACCGUCCGCUUGACAACACUGCCUACACCCAGAUAAUGGCCGGAAAUGUGCCCCUGUGAACUGUAUUUAGUAAAAGAUUGCACUAUUUUCUUCUGGUUACGUAACUUAAUGCUUUUAGAAUUUACAGGGUGACUGUUUGGGACCUUGAGAUAAACAUAGUGAAAACAUGUACCUGAACGAUGAUGUAGCCGAAAGUAGACAAUAUAACCCUUCUCAAUAUGUCUUUAAACCAGAAAUUUUAAGGCGUUAUUAUUUUUUUAUUGAACAUGUCUCCUUAAUUAUUCUAUCAUUUGAUUGUAUGUAUAACAGUCACAAUACACUGCUAUACUGCUGAUAAAUUCCACAGUAGCCAUUGCAGUGGUAUGCAUACCUCCUCGUUCAGCUGUUGCUACAGACAAGCAUACAUGACUUAAGGUAAAAUAACAACACUUAUUGCUCAUUCGGGAUGUUGAGUUUACUGGAUAAACAAGCAUAUUUGACCAUAGGAUUUUCAUUGUUAAAAUAAGUCAACUUUUCAAGACUCCAAUUUAAGCAAAAAUUUAAGAAAAACUCCUUAAUAAUUUAUUUAACAAAACAAAAUUGUACCAGGUAUAUGAAUUGGGUGGAAACUUACAUAUGAGAUUUACUGUUGUGAACACAAUUAAUCAUUGCUCGAAAUUUCCUUCA
Messenger RNA from Mya arenaria, 2615 nucleotides. RefSeq names its product long-chain fatty acid transport protein 2-like. The transcript is spliced from 10 exons. Gene Ontology annotation, molecular function: long-chain fatty acid-CoA ligase activity; long-chain fatty acid transmembrane transporter activity. The record is from RefSeq and is a predicted model, not a curated record. NCBI's taxonomy places the organism in Eukaryota, Metazoa, Mollusca, Bivalvia, Myida, Myidae. The coding region runs from base 128 to 2008 and encodes 626 amino acids.